This is a messenger RNA of Melopsittacus undulatus (budgerigar), 1306 nucleotides long. RefSeq names its product translation initiation factor IF-2-like. The transcript has 8 exons. Lineage: Eukaryota; Metazoa; Chordata; Aves; Psittaciformes; Psittaculidae. The coding region runs from base 2 to 1156 and encodes 384 amino acids. The record is from RefSeq and is a predicted model, not a curated record.
GAUGCAGCGGGAGGAGAGCGGGGAGCGGUCGCCGCCGUCCUCGGUGUUCCGCAGCUUCUUCGAGCAGGAGUGCCGUGAUAUAGUGGCGCGCCUGCGCCAGGCCGCAGAGCCCUCGCUGGUGCUGAGCGACCGCAGUGGGCUCUGGCUCCAGUCCGACGGGUUCGUCACCUCCACGCCGCUGCUGCACUCGCCGCCCGGGAACGAUGCGGCCCCGGACAGUGCCGCCGCCCGCCCGCGCUCUCCUGGCCCUCAGGCGGCUGAGGCUGCGACCCCGGCUCGGGGCUCUCCCCGGUGUCUCCCGCAGCGCGCUGUUGGCUCUCGCCCCGCCCGCCCGCAGGCCCUGCCUCGUACAACAGCCCAGCGCGGGACUGCACAGCAGCUUUGCGGCCGGCAGGGCCCUGCGCCCCGCACCCCGCGCCGCGGGGGCAGGCAGUCCCUGUCCCAGGCACGGGUCUCUCUGGUCCUGGAGCUCCGCAAGGCCGGGAAGGGGCUCGGUGCCCCGGGAUCCAAGCUCCCGCAGCCCGCAGGUACCAAACUGAAGCCGGUGCUUGAGGCCAGGUCCAGGCUUCAGCAGCCCAGCAAGACUCCGUGGCCGCCGCAGCCUCCGGGCGUUCCCAAACCCGCCCCCCAGGGCAAAGGGACCGAAGGUGCUGCCCGUGCUGGAGCGCAGCGGCAGUACUCCCUCAGGCUCUCCACAGCAGUUCCCACCGUGGCUUCUCGCUCCCGGCUGCGGCCUCUGGGAAAGGUGGCUUCCCCCAAGCGCUUCCGCGGCACUUCAGGAUCGACCACACCGGAGCAGUUGUGCAAUAGGACCCAGGAGCUGAGGAAAAGUGAUGAGAGCAAAGAAUGUCUGGUUGGGACUGUCUCAGGAGCAGGUAAGGCUGACCAGACGUGGGUUUAUGGGGAGUCCUCUCUUUGUAGUGAGAUGCCCCCUGGCCCAACCCCAGCGUGUGAGGAUGCAGUCACUGCUGAGCAGUCUGCAGGUGAUCGGCUGUCUGAGGAGCUGAAGCAUGUGAAGAGGGAGCUGGAGCGAGUGAAGGGCGAGCUUGCUGACAAGACUGCCCAGUGUGAAGCCUAUCGCCAGACGAUCUGCUCCUUGCAGGCUCAGCUCAGGGCAGCAGGAAUCUGUGAAAGAUGCAGAAGUGGAGGAAAGUGACUUGGGGAGAGCCUCACAGCAGCACAUGGGAACAGAGCCACGAGAGCUACUUGUUUGCCCACCUGAGUUGUUGGACAGUGUAUGUGAAGCUUUUGAACUAAUUCAUUUUACACUCCUUGUAUUUAAAAUAAAGGUGUCUUUUUGCAGUGA